CUUGCUUAAAAUGCUUUUUUUUCUUUGCCUCUCUCUGUGUGCCAAAGGGUAAUGUAAGCAAAAGGAACAAGGAUGCCCAGCUUGCUAUCAAGGCCGGAUGGCUGGCCUUGUCUAAUGCUAUCAGUCUGACGCAUAGAACAGGCAAGAUAGUCAAGGACUCAAGCCCCCCCCCCCACUCAAGGCUGCUUGAGGAUGCUACUGGGGUAGCAUGAGUCAGCAUAUGUUUACAAGAAGAACCGGGCACAGGAAGAUCCUUAUAUGUACUUGUGACCCCGUUGUGUUUAUGAGAAGGACAGGAUACGGAUUUUCCUUAUAUGGGAUUGUAACCCAUGACCCCCUUGCGUGCACACAUUUACAGAGGAGGGGGAAAGGAGCCCAAGAAGUAUAUAAGAAUGUUUGCAAAUUCGUGUUUCUUUACUCUUGUCGUGAAGCUUGAUCACCAAGAGUCUCUUAAAUUUAAGAAUUAAAUUCUUUCUCUGGAUUCAACCCUCGGUGUCGUUAUUGACUGUCCCUGUCCCUGCCUGGGCGCAACUUAAGGACCCUUAUCAGCUAAUAAGGCUACAGUUGCUAUGGCAGCCGGGAAAAAUGUGAUGAGAGCUGUCAAAGUGUUUGAAUUUGGUGGACCUGAAGUGCUUAAGCUUCAAGCAGAUAUUCCCUUGCCAAUUCCAGGAGAGAACCAGGUUCUCAUUAAAGUUCAUGCAUGUGGCAUUAAUCCAGUGGAGACCUAUAUUCGUUCUGGGACUCAUGCUAAAAAACCAGCUUUACCUUACACACCUGGUUCAGAUGUGGCUGGGGUAGUACAAGGUGUUGGAGGACAUGUAACUACUUUAAAGAAAGGAGACAGGGGUUUUACCCUUGGUACCAUUUCUGGCGGUUAUGCCGAAUAUACCAUUUCAUCAGUUGACACAGUCUUUUCCUUGUCUGAUAAACUGGACUUCAAGCAAGGUGCUGCAAUUGGAAUUCCAUAUUUUACUGCUUACCAUGCUCUCUUUCAAAAAGGAUCUGCUAAAGCAGGAGAAACCGUGCUAGUCCAUGGAGCAAGUGGAGGGGUUGGAAUAGCAGCAUGUCAGAUUGCAAGAGCUUAUGGCCUGAAGGUCUUUGGCACAGCUGGAACGGAGGAAGGGAUGAAACUAGUUUUGCAAAACGGAGCCCAUGAGGCAUUUAAUCACAAGAAGAAGGAUUAUCUCACUCAGAUUAAGGAAGCUGCUGGUGCACACGGCAUAGAUGUGAUAAUAGAGAUGUUGGCCAAUGUCAACCUUGCCCAUGACUUGCAACUGCUGUCAAGUGGAGGCCGAGUGAUGAUUGUGGGCAGCCGUGGUCCCAUUGAGAUAAACCCCAGGGACACUAUGCUGAAAGAAUCGAGCAUCAGAGGACUUUCUUUAUUCUCUGCAUCUAAGGAUGAGCUGCGUGAAUGCGCAGCAUCAGUUCUGGCUGGUGUAGAAGCUGGCUGGCUGAAACCAGCAGUAGGCCCUGAAUAUGCAUUGGAGAAGGUGGCAGAGGCUCAUAAAGACAUAAUACACAGCCCAGGUGCCUUGGGGAAGAUGGUGCUUCUCAUGUGUUAAAUUGUGCCUCCACACCAAUCGUAUAAUCGCUGCUCACAGUUGUUAAUGUAGCACGUUCUGAAUACUCCUCAAAAUGUGGUUCAGGUAUAAGUUGCAAUAAACACUAAUUUGGGGAAAUAUUUGAAUAUCAGGUUUAAAAAAGAUGACAUGCUUUGUAUUUCUGACUUAGACACUCUGCAGUUUGGGGGUGGAGUUUUUUUAUUGCAGGUCUUUGUAAAAUAUGUUUGUUUUGCACCCGAACGGUAUUGCUAUAUUGCGGACUACCAUUUCCACACAUGAACGUGCUAAACGUGUUUUGGGGCCUACAUUAGGGAGUUUUAGAAAUCCACUGUUUUGCCUUUAAUUUGCUAACUACAGAAUUACGUUCCAGAAUCCCUCUUUUCAAAAUAAAGAAUACAAGGAAGACAGACUCAACAGUUCCUUUGCUUUUCGUCUUUGGGUAACAAAGCUCAUCCUUAAGCCAUGUUACCUUUUAGUAAUCCACAUCUCCAGGAGGAGUGCCAUUCUUUGGACAAAAUGCCCAGUUUAUUUCAACUGCUGAUAUGGGGGAAAGGUGUGAUUUGAUCAGUACCUGUGUACAUCCGUAUGCAAUCACACCCAGCCUGUGUUGUCUUUGCUCUUUGGAGAAGAGGGGAAGACUGUGCAAAUAGGGUUUCCACACAUAUGAGAGUACGCACAAACCAGCCACUGUUGUUCUCUUUGUAAUGGUAAUGUAUAGAUUUAGUGGCUUCAUUCUGAUGUAAGGCUAAGGCAGGCAUCCCCAAACUUCGGCCCUCCAGAUGUUUUGGACUACAAUUCCCAUCUUCCCCGACCACUGGUCCUGUUAGCUAGGGAUCAUGGGAGUUGUAGGCCAAAACAUCUGGAGGGCCGCAGUUUGGGGAUGCCUGCCUUAGUGAAUGAAGCAUACUGAGCCUCAGGCUUGAAUAGUUCACCUCUUCAGUGUGUGUAGGAGAGACCCGAGCCUUUCAGUUUCAUCUUAGGUGAACCACAUAUUGCCAUGUCAUACGAACCUGGGCAAACUGUUGUGAAUCUCAACCAUGGUUUGUUGAAACAAACAAAUUUCAAACCAUAGUUUAUGAAACUGGUUUGUUUUCAAAUCUAGUUAAGGUUAACCCCCUAUGCUCUUUUCCCUCGCAGUUUUUCAAAAGAACUGACAAUGUAGGCAUACAUUUACAUUGACCAAGUGAAACAAAUAUUGGGAUACGUUCCUCAUACCUCUUCUGAGUUGUUGUAAUGUGCUCAUUUUCAUGCGUUUGAUAGGAACCAGGAA
This is a messenger RNA of Zootoca vivipara (common lizard), 2832 nucleotides long. RefSeq names its product crystallin zeta (gene CRYZ). The record is from RefSeq and is a predicted model, not a curated record. Gene Ontology annotation, molecular function: mRNA 3'-UTR binding; zinc ion binding; NADPH binding. Lineage: Eukaryota; Metazoa; Chordata; Lepidosauria; Squamata; Lacertidae. Gene Ontology annotation, cellular component: cytosol.